AUGAAGCUGCGCGCGGUCGGCAUCAUCCCGGCGCGCCUGCGCUCGACGCGCUUCCCUGCCAAGCCGCUCGCGCUCCUCUGCGGAAAGCCGAUGAUUGCGCACACGUUCGAGGCUGCGUCACGCGCCGCCAAUCUGGACGCGGUCUACGUCGCGACAGACGCCGUCGAGAUCGCUUCGCUCUUGCCGUCGGCGGCGAUCCUCACGGACGCGGCGUGCGCCAACGGGACAGAGCGCGUGCUGCAAGCGCUCACUCGCCUACCGCAACCAGCUUCGCUCUGCGAUAUUGUGGUCAAUAUCCAAGGUGACGAGCCGGCCAUCGACCCGGCACACAUCGACCUCUGCGUCGCCGCGCUCCAGGACGACCCAACGUGCGUCAUGAGCACGCUCAUGGCGCCUGUCCGCACAGAGGCCGAAGCGCGGAGCUUCAACGUCGUCAAGGUCGUUGCCAACCACGAGUCGCACGCCAUGUAUUUUUCACGCGGUCUCAUUCCCGCGUCCAAGGAUGAUGCAUUUGAUCCGGCGCGGACCAUGAAGCACAUUGGACUCUACGCCUUCCGAACGUCGUUUUUAGUCGACGUCUUCCCGACGCUGACGCGCCACGAGCUCGGCGACGUUGAGGACCUGGAGCAACUGCGAGUGCUCGAGGCCGGCCACAAGAUCAAGAUGGUGGCAGUACCCAGUGCGCAUCCCGGCGUCGACGUACCCGACGACCUUGCGACCCUCGAGGCGAUUUUGUCCACAGAUAAGUCGUGGUAGACAAACAGCGUUCAACUGUAGAUAUGGCGCCAUUCCGAACACGUUGAAAUGUGAGUCUGGAAGCGCAACAGAAUCCAAGCCGAGCGCAACUAGUCGACGGUAGCGCGGGAAUUUUUCAAAAUGGCCCUGCCAGCCAUCUACACCUAAAUGCACACUGUCUAGUCACUCUGGCGUCCCAGUUGGCGCGAAAGCACUCCCAAUAAGUUUGAUUUCGUACAAUAGAGCUUGCCAAAGA
Molecule: messenger RNA, 991 nt
Organism: Saprolegnia diclina VS20
Lineage: Eukaryota; Oomycota; Saprolegniomycetes; Saprolegniales; Saprolegniaceae
Product: 3-deoxy-D-manno-octulosonate cytidylyltransferase
Exons: 2
Coding region: 1-756 (251 amino acids)
Cellular component (GO): cytosol
Molecular function (GO): 3-deoxy-manno-octulosonate cytidylyltransferase activity
Source: RefSeq, a predicted model, not a curated record